Lagenorhynchus albirostris (white-beaked dolphin) is the source of this 1131-nucleotide messenger RNA. It is a transcript of the gene SMAGP, whose product is annotated as small cell adhesion glycoprotein. The coding region runs from base 16 to 552 and encodes 178 amino acids. NCBI's taxonomy places the organism in Eukaryota, Metazoa, Chordata, Mammalia, Artiodactyla, Delphinidae. The transcript is spliced from 5 exons. The record is from RefSeq and is a predicted model, not a curated record.
GCAAGGAAGAUCCGAAUGGGGCAACGUUCCUCUCCCCACCUCACACCCCGCUCCCUGGCCCGGGGUGUGCCCACUAAGUUAGCUUAUGUUCCAAGCUUCUGGAUACAGACCUAUUUACGUCUGGGUCCCCGGCGGGUCCUCGCGGUGUCUGCGGUUCCCGCCCCCGUCGAGUUGAGCCGGACGCGCGGCGCCUGCCCUUCCCCUGAAGCCCGUCCGACUGAUCUGCACCUCCCUGCAGGUGCCCGUCCACCUGCCGAGAUGACUAGCCUCCCAACCACGCCUUCUCCAGGAGAAGAACUGAUGGCCACCCCAAUCCUACAGGCCACUGAGGCCCUGUCCCCAGAAGCUGAAGCCAGCACAGCACUCAUUGCAGUUGUUAUCACAGUGGUCUUCCUCACCCUGCUCUCAGUCGUGAUCUUGAUCUUCUUUUACCUGUACAAGAACAAAGGCAGCUACGUCACCUACGAACCUGCAGAAGGCGAACCCGGUGCCGUCCUCCAGAUGGAGAGCAACUCAGCCAAGGGCAGGGAGAAGGAGGAAUAUUUCAUCUAAUGGUUCCCAGACCCCAAGGAGCUUAUCCAGGCUUCAGUGCUAACAUACAAUUUAUUAGGUGGAAGUUUUAUCUGAAACCGGUGAGAAGCAUCGAGUGAUAUGGGCAGAACUGAGCUCCUUCUGGGACACAGGCACAAGUGCUAACAUCACCGACACCAGGGACCAGGGACACGAAGAAAGCUGCUCGUGACGUCUCUAGCCAGGCCUCUGUCAUACAGCCGGUGCUUCUGGCUGACCACCGAGGUUGAGCUGUACCAGGCAACACUGGAGUAUGUGCCCAGUCAUCUUCACUUUUUCCACAGGUCGAAGGGAAGGAGGAGAAUUGGGGGUCACUGGAUGCUCCUCUGUCCCAUACCUGGUCACCUAGUGACAGCCCAAGUGGAAAUAGUGUCCCAUAGAAGUUCUUCCCAGAGGCCGGACACCACAGUGCAAGGCCAGGCCAGGAGGGCAGGAGACUGUGGAGACCUCUUUCGUGAUGAACGUGCCACAUCCCUUAAUCUGAGCCCUUCCUUUCCAUAUUCCCAGCAAGCCAGACUUAUGCUAUUUUUCUCGGAAUUAAAAUCUUUCAUUGAUACAGAA